This is a messenger RNA of Penicillium cinerascens, 1920 nucleotides long. RefSeq lists its product as uncharacterized. The transcript has 3 exons. The record is from RefSeq and is a predicted model, not a curated record. The annotation marks the transcript as partial. Lineage: Eukaryota; Fungi; Ascomycota; Eurotiomycetes; Eurotiales; Aspergillaceae.
GCAGCUCGCCAUUUUGAUACUCUCAUCAUGGCCACUGGAUUUUCUGCGACGCCACGGAAAGAAGGCACCUGGACCAAACUCGUGAUAUUCAUCUCGCUAUACUGUUUGAUUCUCGAAUCUAUCCUGGAAUGGGUACUCGUUCUUUUCUUAUACGGCAACCACUACGUCGAUUCAAAAAUGACUCUGAGCUUGGUCCUCUCUUUGGUUUCGUCCUUCCUUUCAGUGCCUCUCGUCUCUCUCCAAAGCUUGGUCGCUUGGCAAUACAACAAGAUCGGCGGCUUUGGGCAGAAGAAAACCGUCCUACACAAUGUCUGCACGUAUGUCUACCGAUUGUGUCUCAUGUUGUGGCUUGCAACGUGUGUGACGGGUCUGGUAGUGGCCGCUCAGCAGGUCUACUGUCUACCAUCGGGGACUGAUGCCACCUACUGGAGGGUGGGCAUCAGCUGUGCAUUCCACCGAGCGUCUGUUAUUGUAGCCGUUGUUACAUUGAUUACCGUCUGCACUCUCUACUGCGCCAGAGAAUUGUGCGAUCGACCGUACGACGUUUCACUCAUUGGCAUUUACAAGCGCAAGCCCAGACACGUUUUUGAGGACGGCAGUAUCUUCUCCGGUCACAGCUGGGACAGUGAUGAAACUCUCAAGAACGAAAUUCUCAACCUUUGCCGCCAACACGACGGAAUGGCCAAUGGGGAGCAAUGGUAUCUCGAUCCCCUCGCCAACAAGGUCAACUGCCAUCCAAGCAUUAAGCAUCCUGCACCUAUUCGCCUACGCCCCCAACUCACAGUCAACACGGAUCCUGGAUCUAUCCAUGGCGAAAUUAUAUCGGGAGUCACCGUCUCCCCCGAUGAUACCUGGCCUCGUCAUUCCCCAGGGGGGCAAACUGUCGCCAGCGACUUCUAUCCAAUCUCGCGCACGUCCACAGUGUUGACAAGCGACUCUCGCUAUCUUCUCUCCGACAUGAUCGUACCCAAAGUUCCCCCCAUUCCCGAGCAGUACACAACUCAUCCUACUCACAAGAGAGGGAAGUCCUCGUUGUCCUCCAUCCGGAGAUUCCUUCCCAAGGCAUUCCCGCUAUCACUUCCUUUGUCGUCAGAUCCGCAGAUUCGUGCCCUGGUCGACCCCAAUGCCGCCUCGGACGUUGAAAAGCAAGUCGUCACGCCUUCGAUCAAAAAUGGGACCGAAUCAACAACGAAAGAAGUAACAUCACACAAGCAGUCUACUGGUGUACAAACCACGACUCCUACCACACCAGCCAGCAGGCCUGACGGUCAUAUCCGAACAAUGACCAUGAACUCCGCGGAUGCCCCAGAGGUUGUUCCAGAAGAAGACUUUCCCACCCAACCAGCCAAGGUCCGCCGAUCCCAAACAGCCUGCUUCGCACCAACCUCUUUCUCCGUCCACCAUCCACACCAUCCCAACUAUACUCCGGGCCCAUCCAACCCCCGCAGCUACUCCAUGGCCUGUCGACAAAACACCACCAUCCUCCCAGCCCACGCCGACAUGAGACGAAGCAAGUCGCGCCGAACACCCAUCGUGCAAGUCCCCACCCGCAGCAACUCCUACCAAUUCGACCAAACCCACAUCCCACGCCACACCCAAAGCCAGUACCAACCAACCUACUACUCCCAACCCACACGCUGGGGAAGCCAACCUAUGUACGACCCAAGCCGCUCAGUCCCCGCGCUCUCUGCAGUCUCCCGUCGCAACGACGUCGAAAUAAUCUUUCCCAGCACGCGCCGCGCUCGCAGUAGCACGCAUGGCGGGAAAAGUGGUUCCCUCGGCUGUAUUCUGGAAUCAACAGACCCCUGGUUAUCGGCCGACCCACGCCGCGUUAGCGCUGCUGUCUCGGAGACCCGGCGCAAUGUCAUUGACCAGAGCACCUAUCGAGGUGCCAAUCGCACCAGCAUUCCCUUUUACUAA